CUUAAGGAGGCCGACAUCCUAUAUGCCAUAACAGACAAUGCUCCUUACGCCUGGGUACUGCUUGCGAUAGCCAUGCCCAUCUACCUCUUUUACCGUUAUCACUGCACCGUCUGCCUAUCAGAGGCCUUCAUAGUGGUCUACGAGGACGAGACCAGCCGAUUCGAGAGUCUAUGGCGUCAGCAUCCGGUUUACCUCGCCAGACUUAUGAGUCACCCAAAUAUGGCAUCGGCUCCAAACCCUUCCCUGGACAUGGACCAGAUGGUCGACGAACUCACAGCUCCCAGUUCGAACCACGCUGCUCAACGUAGAUUUUCUUUUGCAAGCUGGCGCCUGAGGAGAGAGUUUGGUCGUCAUGCCUCCUUCUUUCACCCUCAGGCUAUGAAUCUACGGGAAUUUUCGAGUCAGUCUUUUGCCGCCUCCCAAAUGGAUGCUUCUGAACCUUUCAGUGAGACAGGUGUAUGCGAACCAGGAUCAACAAGGCCCAGGCUGCCACAUUCUGAGAGUCAUGAAGGUCCAAAUUACUUUUUGCAUAGGGAGCGCAGAACGCAGAACUACGCGCCACACCACGACAACCCCGGUCCCUACUCCAGCGCCGACGGACACGCAAAUAUGCAAACCGAUCUUGCGGCGGCCUCGCGACACUUCAAUCAGCACAAACUAUUCCACAGUCAUCUUCCUCAGUCCUCUACUAGCCAGGUGAAUCAGGUGGAAGAGAGUUCGGAGGUUAUUCCGCGGCGUCCAACGCUGGCCAAUUUACAGGCUGCAAAAGAUCGCGUCCAGGCAAGGGAGAAGGCACACAAACGCGUCCUUGAAAACGCCAGUGGUGAU
Messenger RNA from Dibothriocephalus latus, 828 nucleotides. NCBI's taxonomy places the organism in Eukaryota, Metazoa, Platyhelminthes, Cestoda, Diphyllobothriidea, Diphyllobothriidae. The record is from the annotation of a GenBank genome assembly.